This is a messenger RNA of Amblyraja radiata (thorny skate), 4661 nucleotides long. It is a transcript of the gene cep135, whose product is annotated as centrosomal protein 135. The transcript is spliced from 26 exons. The record is from RefSeq and is a predicted model, not a curated record. Lineage: Eukaryota; Metazoa; Chordata; Chondrichthyes; Rajiformes; Rajidae. Bases 151 to 3624 code for a protein of 1157 amino acids.
CGGUCGCCCGGAUGCGGUGCGCGCCAUUUUCAAACGACUUGCCGCGGUGACGGAGACGGAGAGGGGGCGGGGCCGGUGACAGCAGCAGCGGCAGCAGCGGCGGCGACGGUGAGGAAAAUUAUCUGAAUUUGCAGUGAAACGUUUCUUGUCAUGACCACCACUUCCGAACGAAAGUUUGUAAACCUACGAAAACGUUUAGAUCAACUUGGAUACAGGCAGCCCCUCGGGAUAGACACACUCCCCCUGGUGGAAAAGCUUUUCAGUGAUUUGGUGCACACUACAGAAAGCCUUCGCAAUGCCAAGCUAUUAUCUGGAAAAACAGAAAAAGAGAGCAGGAACUUGGACUCUGUACUUGAGCCAUACAGAACUGAGAAUGCACGUCUUGUCCAGGAAAACAACAAACUGCAUCAGGAAUUACUGAGGUUAAAAGAGGAGUCAGAUCAACAGAUCAAAGAUUUAAAAUACACCAUUAGAAAAUUAGAGCAUGACACUGCAGAUUUGAAAUUCUUAAAUAACCAGUAUGUACACAAAGUACGAUCACUGGAGAAGGAGAGCAAAGCAAAGACUGAAAAGAUUCAGCAGUUACAAGAGAAAAAUCUACAAGCAGUGGUACAAACACCAGGUGGCAAAAGGCGCACUAUCCCAUUUCGCCGACAGCGAAUGCAAAUUGAUCAGUCAAUUCCUCCAUCAGGGAUUGCAUCAGCGCCACAAAUUCAUACUGAAGAUCCCUACUAUCUGGACCUAUUGAAUGUGGCUGAUGAUAGAAUAAUGGGUCUUCAAGAUGCAGUUAAUAAUCUCAAGGCUGAACUGGAUAAAUCAGAUCGCGGUAUGAGAAAAUUUCAGAGACAGGUUGACGCAAGAGAUGAGGAAAUAGAGCGCCUGAACCGAUCACUGGAAGGUGGUCGGCCUCAUGAUGUUAUCUCUCUUGAAGCUAAAAACAAGAGCAAUGAACGCCUUAUAGCACACUUAAACCUCCAGGUUGAAUAUCUUCAGAGAACUAACUGUGAUCUGGAGAAGCAGAUGAAGGAACUUCUGGAGAAAAAAAGCGAGGCAACAAAUGAGGUUGUAAACCUCAGCACUAAAAACGAACACUUGUGUAAUGAAUUGAAUGAGAUUGACCAUUUGGCACAACAAUUAGAACGCGAUAAAGAAAUUGCCCUGGAAAUUGCUGAUAAAGAAAUCAAAGAAGCAAAGGAUGAAAUCCAGAAACAGCAUAGAGAAUUGGAAGGGUUUGAAGAAACAAUUGCUAGACUGACCAGAGAAUUGACUGCAACACAUAAUACUCAUGCUAAAAUUCAAGACGACCUGCAAUGUAAAACCAAAGAAAAUCAAACACUUCAUGAUUUGUUUAAUCAACUAAAGAAGGAAAAGCAAAGGCUGCAUGAACGGGUUGAUGAACAAGUGGCCACAGAACGAGAAAUAGUGGUAGAAUUGGAGAGAAUGCGAGCACAGCAUGGUAUUCUAAGAGGGGAUACAUCACCAUCUCGUCUAGACAAAUUUAUAAAGACUUUAGAAGAAGAAAGGGAUUAUUACAAAUUUGAAGUAGAAUACCUGCAGGAUUUGGUAUCCGGAAGAAACAGCCCAAUCUGCUCUCCAAGACGUGGGCGAAGCCCAACACGUAUUACACCUGUUAAGAGCAGCAGCCUUAGUUCUGAACUGUUGCAAGUUAUCAGAGAACGGGAUGAGUUGCAGUCAGUGCUCGACAAAUUUGAGCAACACAUGGCAGAGAUCCAAUCAAAUGUCAAGGUGCUGACGUCAGAGCGAGACAAAUUGCUUAUGAUGUAUGAACAGAAUCAAGAUGAAUUGAACAAAUUAAAAAAGGAAGUACUAAUAUCACCAAUAUGUAAAAUGCGUGUGGAAGAUGAAAGGGAAGAAGCUAAAGCAGAACUGAAGAGAAUGACAGCUGAGAGAGACGGAUUGAGGGAGAGAGUGAAGGCCAUUCUAGAAACAGCCGAUUUAAACACGAAACAGAUGGAGCAACAGAUAUCACAUUUAGAAAAUAAAGUAUGUGAACUUGAUAAUAAAUGCUUUGCCUUCAAGAAGAAAGUAACAACACAAAUGGAAGAUAUAGCAACACUUGAAGAAAAGACCAAGUUUCAGUCACAAAAACUCUUGCAAUCAAAUGAUGAUGCUUCUCACCUGAAGGCAGAGCUGAGUUCAUUUAGGUUGCAGAAUGAACACCUGGAGAAAUCUCUUGCAGAUAUGCAGCAUCGAUUAGCAAUGAAAUCUAAGGAGCUGCAAACUUUUCAAGAUCGAAUUGGCAGACAUGAAGAAAGGCUAGGUGAGUUCAGUCGGCAAAUUUCUGUUCAACAAGAAGAGGUCAGCUUAUUAAAAAGUACAAUAUCUGCUCUGGACCAAGAAAAGGAUUGCCUGCAGGAAGCUAUGGAUGACAAAACUGAAAAAAUUGCAACUUUAGAAGAUAAUCUUGCCAACAGGGAAAAGGCCUUAAAUAAUAUGAAGAUUACUGUGACUGAACUGGAAUCUGCACUAGAUCUUUUGAACGACACUUUGAGUAACCGAGACCGGGAAAUAAAUUCCUUGCGUCGUCAGCAUGAUUCCAUUCGUAAGGAACUGGAGCAAGUAAAACAGUCUCGAGAUAAUGGUUACAAAGAAAAUCGUUGCUUGCAAGAUGACUUGGCUCAAAUGACAAGGGAAAAUCAGGCAAUCAACAGUGAACUAGACCAAGCUUUACAUGAAAAGGAUGAUUUGAAAUCAAGAGUACAUAACUACAUCAAUGAGGUAGCAAGAAUAGAGAGCCUAAUGGUUGCCAAGGAACAAGAGCUUCAUCACAUGCUGGAGCAAUACCGACUGGCAACUAACCAAGCUGAAAACUGGGAGCAUAAGGCCCAUCAGGCAGAGGGAGAGAGCAAUUCAAUUCGUUUGGAGUUACUGUCUAUAGAUACAGAGAGGAGACAUCAUGAGGAGCGAGUGAUCAAGCUAGAAAGAGAAAUACAAGAGCACAUAUCCGCCCAACAAGCUUAUGAGAAGGAGAUUACAUAUUCUGCUAAAAGCAUGUCCAAAUUGGAGGAAGAACUGCGACAGACACAAGCUGAGAAAUGCCGCAUGUUAGGAGACUGUUCCUCAAUCAGAGAACUGUGCGCCCAACUAGAUUCAAAUAAGGACUCUCUGUCACGGCAACUUACUACUAGAAAUAUGGAACAUGAAAGGACUUUAAGUGAACUGGAAGAUUCAAAGUCUGAAAAUGAGCUUCUAAAGAAACAACUGAAUAGUGAACGGGUCACUAUUAAGAAUCUUGAGACAUUAUUAACAUCAACACGAGAAAAGGAGCUUCAAUGUCACCUGAACAAGCAUGAAAUAGAAUCAGAGAUACAGCUUCUUGGAGACAAGCUAUCUCUAGCAGAAAGCAAAGUAUCAAAUCAAAAUCGAGAAUUAAUUCAACUUCGGACUAAAUCUUCACAGCUUCAAUCUGAGCUUGAUCUCAUAAAACGGCAACUCACGACAGAACGUUUUGAAAGAGAACGUGCAAUCCAGGAAAUGCGUCACCAUGGUCUUUCGACUACCGCCACUUCUUUGUCACCACUUAGAACAUCAAUGAGUCCUCUUUGUCGUUCCCAGGAUGCUUGCUCCCCGAAAGGAGUAUCAGAAUGUUCCACUGACUGUUAAAUGGCAAAUCAAAUACAGUAUAUUAAAGUGAUGCCAAGUGAACCACAUUACCAAUGGGUUUACUUUUGCUACGGUAAAAGUUCAAGAAAAAGCUGGCGGAAAGUACGAACAUUCGCUUUUAAACUGUGGAGAUUAAAAUUAUAUAACCUGAAAAUUGGGUCAAUUCUGUUUAAUUUUUUUCGCAUACUUUCAUAAACAUACUAACAAAAUGGGCUACUUAGACUCUCAGCUGAUAUGCCCACACAGUGCUGUAAAUAUCUGUAUUCUACUGCAAAUGGUUGCGAAGACAUUUUUAUUCUGUAAAGAUAUUUUUAUAUUGAAUUAGGUUUUCAAUGUUAACUAUAAAUUAUUUAUUGAUGUCUGCUGUCGGUAUCUAAAACUGUUUUUGCUACCUAUUGUCCUUCAUUAAUAACUGUUGUUGAUUUAUCAUUUGAUGGUCAGCCAUACAAUGUAAACCAAAUUUUGAAAUCUUGAAAAUUCUCUAGACGUGUAUCUUUACAGCAUGUUUAAUAAAUGCACAGAUGGGCUGUAUACAACUGAUGGAUCAGCAUAAGCUUGUGGGAAAUGAGCAGUGAAUUUUUGAGAGUAAUUUAUGAGUAUCAAUUUGAUCACAUUUUUUAGAUCAAGUUUGUUUUGCUGAUUAGUCCAUGUGCAUUGAAUUCCCUGUGGAAUUACACAAUUUAAAUGAAGAUCAUUUAAAUUGUUAAAAUGUGCUUUCUUCACUAAAAUAUUCAAAUCACCUUUUGCCCACUACAGAUGGCCAAUUGUGAUAUUCCAGAAGUAUAAUAAUUUGGUUGCCUUGUAUGUGGUACAGCUGUUUCAUGUAUUUAGCAACUGACAUGAAUGAUGGUAUUACCUUUUUCUGAGGAAGCAUUUCUUAUUUGUCACUUUUUACAACAGUAAUAUCUUCAGCGCAUGCUUUGUUACUAAGAGCUAUUUUAGAUAUACUUAUUGUUUUAUAUUUAGUUCAGAGUGCAUGAUUUCUUUUGCCAAAUGUAAUUAUCUAUUUAUGAAAAAUAAAAAUGGUGAUUAUUGAA